AGUCUUCCACCAAUUGUAUUUACUUGAUUGUGCCAAUCUUCAGAUUGACGCUGCCACAAAUCAGGGAGAGAGACUGGGCAGGCGCUAAGGGUAUUCUCCAGCUGAUCAGAGAAAGCAGGAAGGAUUGGGAGAGCAUCUCUGUAGCGACCAUCCCCAGCUGGAAGAAAAUGAAUUGAUUUAUUUUAGAAAGCUAAACAGAACGCUGUGAUCCUAUAUUUAUAACACAGCUUGUUUGGUCGUCUGUCAAGAGCGAGAGUGGAUUCAACGAAAACAGCAGUUGCGUGAGAUAGAGCCCUGUCCCCUGCCACUAUCUCCUUCUCUGUUUACCAGAAAGUUCCACUCCGCUCCUGGCCACGGAACGGCCCUUUUCCAACUGCACUGCCAGAAGGAGACGCUGAGAAAAGCAACAGUUUCAGAGUCUGAGCUGGAUUCAAUGAGGGAACCAGAGCGGGAGGAGCAGCCUGACAACGCCAACAUGCCUCCCAAGUUUAAACGACACCUCAACGAUGAAGAGGUCACUGGAUCCAUACGCAGCGAGAGGAGGAACCUGUUGGAGGAAGACUCUGAUGAAGAGGAGGACUUCUUCCUGAGGGGACCAACUGGACCCAGAUUUGGAGCCGGAAAUGACAAAAUCAGACAAGUUCAGUCGCAGGUUGAUGAGGUCAUCGAUGUGAUGCAGGAGAACAUCUCCAAGGUGAUCGACAGGGGAGAGCGACUGGAGGACCUGCAGGACAAGUCAGAGAGCCUAUCAGACAACGCGUCAGCCUUCAGCAGCCGAGCCAAGCAGCUGCACAGGAGGAUGUGGUGGAGAGACAUGAAGAUGAAGGCCAUCAUAGCUCUGGUGGUGGUCGUUCUGCUACUUAUCAUCAUCAUUCCGGUGAUCUUGCGGUAUCGCUAGUGUUUCGCCAGGAUGAGGAAGAAUCUCUCGAUCCUUCUCCUCUUCCUCCCAUUCUCCUGCACAAAGUCCUCCACACCAGCUAGGGGGCACCAUCUGCCCAUAACCACAGAUCUAAGAUCAGCUCACCCUCUCCCAAUGCUAACCUUUACCGUUAGGAUGGAAAACACACAACUGACCUAAGAUCAGUGUCUACUAGGGACCACUUCAUCCUACUCUGUGACAAGGGUGACACAGGAAGCAUUACGUUGGUGUUACGUAAGGGUUGGGUUUGCGUCCCAAAUGAUAUUUUAUUUAGGGAAUAGGGUGUCAUUUGAGAUGCUGCCUGUGUCUGACACCUAAUCAAACUAAAGGAGAACUCCAUUCAGUACAUAAUACAUAUCAGCUAGUCGUUAAGUUUCAUAUCAUGUAGUCAGACUGAUUCUAAUGAUAGUGAGACUUUCAGUCAAUCUGUUUUCUCCAGUCAGUCCAUCAGCAGCUUAGAAACCGGUUAUACAGGACUUGUAGCACACCAAAAUAUUUGGAGAUUAAGAAUGGAACCCCUACCACCUCCCAUCUCACAUGUUUAGAAUGCUUUCAAGCCAAAACUGAUGAGGCAAUGGCUAAAUCUUAAUACACUACAGUGGCCUCCUACUUGUCUCCUUUCCUUCUUUCCUUUUCUUCACCCAGUUUGAUCUGACACUAGCGGGACUGGUUCAAGCCAGUGAGAGGAAGCCACUGUGGAGUAUUGGGACAACGUGUGUCCUACUGACAUGUGUUACUGCUUGGCCACUGCUGAUCUCAUUUCCUGUUAGUAACACUAUGCUAGCUGUCUCUCUCCAGAUGGUUGAAUUUGACCGUUUCUGUGGUAUUGAGUUCUGUUGGAAGGUGAAGCUUCUGAAUGUCUGCUGCUAUUCCCAUUACCCCUGAGGAGCUACGGGACAGACACUGUUCAUUCCACUGCAUCUGCUGGAGGCGUCUGGUACCACUUGUUUAUUCUGUGUGCGCGCGUGUGAUUUUCCUAGUCUGCCCUGUAUUGAGAUUGCGUGCCCUCGGUAUCCAAUCAUGCACAGCUUGUGAUGCGGGUCACCAGUACUGCCACACCACAGCAGCAGAACAUUUAAUUAACACUUGAUUUAAAUCAGAGAUGUUCAGUCUGGUUGGCUGAUUGUUCGGUCUGGUUUGCUUAUUUCCUUAUAAAAUCAUAGACUUCGGAAGGUGCUGCAGAAGCAGCCCUGAUAAAUUUAAAUGAAUGUGCCAGAGUUAUAGAAUUCCAACCGUCUGUUCAGAAAGAAAUGAAAUAAUUCCGAAUAGUCUACUACACCAGGAGUAGGCCUAUAAUAUAGCCACAGAGGAUCAAUAAAUAAAAAAUGUAAUGGCCUAGCUGUGGAUUGUAGCCCAA
Molecule: messenger RNA, 2276 nt
Organism: Oncorhynchus tshawytscha (Chinook salmon)
Lineage: Eukaryota; Metazoa; Chordata; Actinopteri; Salmoniformes; Salmonidae
Product: vesicle-associated membrane protein 4
Exons: 9
Coding region: 434-898 (154 amino acids)
Biological process (GO): vesicle-mediated transport; Golgi ribbon formation
Cellular component (GO): membrane
Source: RefSeq, a predicted model, not a curated record